AUGUCCUGGGGAACCUCCUUACCCUCUCUAUGCUUGAUUUCUCACCUUCUCCUCCUGGUGUCGCUCUACCCUACACCCAAUAUGGCGAAGGUUAUCGGCGCGGUCGUCAUUGCACGCAAUGGUGGUAGAAAUCACUACUACCAAGAUCCGAAGACCUACAAGGGUACUUUCACUGAAACUACUGCUCUCGGAGAGGCGGAAUCUUUCCAACUUGGUGACACAAUUCGCCAAUUGUACCUCAACCCUUCCUCCUCUUCUUACAUUGAAGGCAUGCGCCCCGAUGUUGUGAACAACAAACAAAUCAAGGUUCGCGUCAAGGCCGGUGGUGAAGGCACUGUCGUUUUCGAUUCGGCCAUCGCAUUUUUGCAGGGAGUGUUCCCACCAAACCCCAAUAACAAGAUCGAGUUGGCCAAUGAUACCACCGUUACCGCACCCCUUAAUGGAUACCAAUACGUCCCAGUCGAGACUGUUGAACCGGUGAACGACAGGUCGUUGGAGAGUUGGACUGAUUGCCCGAACUUCUCUAAACACGUCGCAGAAUUCUACUCUUCAGAGGAGUUCAAGAAGAAGGACAGGGAUGCACAACCAUUUUUCGGUGCUAUCAAAGACUUCGUCUUCGGACGCCCGACUACCCUCGAAAAUGCUUACAAUAUUUUCGAUUACAUGAACACUGAACUUACCUACAACAAGACAUACGCCCACCGCCUUCCCCCAAGGAUGACUGAGCAAGCUCGUGCCUAUGCUGAUUUCCACGAGAACGGUGUCUUCUCUGACAGCGAACCAUCCGGUAUUGGCAACAUUGCUGGUCGUACCAUGCUCCACACCAUUCUCAGCUCUCUCGAGCGCAUUUCCUUCAGCGAUGAUCCUCUGAAAUUCACCCUCGUCGAGACCAGCUACCAACCUUUCAUUUCCUUCUUCCACGAGGUCGAAGUCGUCAAGGAACACCCUGAACUCAAAGCCAUUCCCGACUUUGGAUCUGCUCUUGUCAUCGAACUCCGCCGAGGCAAUCCUCCCGAUCUUCGGGACUUCUUGAGAUUCAGGUUCAAGAAUGGAACUCAUUCGGAAUUCCAGACUCUCCACGUCUAUGGUUCUCGUUCGGACAUUGCUCUUACUGAAUUCAUCUACAAGUCUAAGAAUGGCGCCAUCACUAGCAACAGGCAGUGGUCUCAGGUUUGCGGCCGACGCCGCUUGCUUGGUAUCGAGAUGGUUGAAGGCUCUGCCGAAUCGACCUCGGUCAACGUUGUUCUCGCUAUUGUGGCUUUCCUCGGUCUCUUCGUGAUUUCGAAGCUUGGCAGGAGGGCUUAUCAGAAGUUCAAAGCCUCCCGUCGUGUGCGUCUUGAGGGACAAGAGAACGAAAUCAAUCCUCAAAUGGUCAACCCUGUUGAGAAACAAGUUGUCGCUACAGUUUGA
This is a messenger RNA of Marasmius oreades (fairy-ring Marasmius), 1410 nucleotides long. RefSeq lists its product as uncharacterized. The record is from RefSeq and is a predicted model, not a curated record. NCBI's taxonomy places the organism in Eukaryota, Fungi, Basidiomycota, Agaricomycetes, Agaricales, Marasmiaceae. Gene Ontology annotation, biological process: dephosphorylation. The coding region runs from base 1 to 1410 and encodes 469 amino acids. Gene Ontology annotation, molecular function: phosphatase activity. The transcript has 9 exons.